UAUGGGAGAGAGAGUGAGAGAAAGACAGAGAGCGAGGCUGACUGCAUUAGUCAUGACUCUGUGGAAGAUUAGGAGGAACCUUUUCGUGGGCACUUUCUGGCGUUUUCAACCAAGGAUGCAGACAGUGACGUCAGACUCUCCCCACUCCACAGUGUCCAGCAGGCAGCGAUGUCCACAGGCCAAGGGGCUGGAGAGUGUGGCCCCUCUGGUGCGGACUGGGGAAGAAACUCCUGAUCCCAUUCCUACCACAGUCAAUGGAACCAUUCCAACAUGGAUCAACGGGAGCUUCCUGAGAAAUGGUCCUGGGAAAUUUGAGUUUGGGAAAGACAGGUACACCCACUGGUUUGACGGCAUGGCCAUGAUGCACCGGUUCCACAUCUGUGACGGCCAAGUCACGUACUGCAGCCGCUUCCUGCGAAGUGACUCAUUCGUCCAAAACUCGGAGAAGAAUCGCAUCGUGGUGUCAGAGUUCGGAACACUGGCCAUGCCUGAUCCCUGCAAGAACAUCUUUGCCCGCUUCUUUUCGCGAUUUCAGAUUCCCAAGACCACAGAUAAUGCCAGCGUGAACUUUGUCAAGUACAAGGGAGACUAUUACGUCAGCACAGAAACCAACUUCAUGCGGCGAAUAGAUCCACAAAGUCUGGAGACAAAGGAUAAGGUGGACUGGAGUAAAUUUGUUGCGGUUAACGCAGCUACAGCUCACCCACAUUACGACCGCGAAGGGGCCUCGUACAACAUGGGCAACUCGUACGGCAAAAACGGUUUCUUCUACACCAUCAUCCGUGUGCCUCCUCCUGACGACAAUGCAGCAAUGGGGGACUCAGCGGAUCUGACUGGAUCCAAAGUGGUCUGCUCCAUCCCUGCAGCCGAACCCAGGAAACCCUCCUAUUAUCACAGCUUUGUCAUGUCGGAGAACUACAUCGUGUUCAUCGAGCAGCCCAUCAAGCUGGACCUGAUGAAGUUCAUGCUGUACAGAAUCCAGGGGAAGAGUUUUCACAAAGCCAUGACCUGGGAGCCUCAGUAUCAAACCAUCUUCCACCUGGUUAACAGACACACAGGCGAGCGGAGCAAAGUGAAGUACACCGCAGCACCAAUGUUCACGCUGCAUCAGAUCAACGCGUACGAGGACAACGGGUUCUUGGUUAUGGACAUGUGCUGUGGCGAAGAGGGACAAGUCAUCGCAGACUUCACACUGGAGAACCUCCGCAGAGAGUCAGGGGAGGAGAUGGACAAGUUUUACAAUGCGAUGUGUAGAAACCUUCCAAGGAGAUACAUCCUGCCCCUGACUGUGGAUGAAAAAACUCCAGCGGACCAAAACCUUGUCACUCUGCCAAACUGCACAGCCACAGCAAAGAAGACAAAACCAGGAGAGGUUCUCAUGACCCACGAAGAGCUUCAUGACGACCAGCUGCUGCAGUACGGCGGCCUCGAGUUCCCUCAGAUCAACUACGCUCAGUACAACGGCAGACCGUACCGCUACUUCUACUCCUGUGGCUUUGGACAUGUCUUCAGCGACUCUCUGCUCAAGAUGGAUGUUCACACCAAGGAGCUUAAGGUGUGGCGGCAUCCCGGCUUGUUCCCGUCUGAGCCUGUCUUUAUUGCUUCGCCCAAUGCUACUGAGGAAGAUGAUGGAGUGGUUAUGUCAGUCAUCAUCACACCCAGAAAAGAGAAAAGUACAUUCCUACUUGUCCUGGAUGCCAAGACCUUCACUGAACUGGCCAGAGCUGAGGUCCCUGUCAAUAUCCCAUACGGGACCCAUGGUGUGUUUAACGAGAUGGGCUAGGUGGGAUAGUGUUUGCAACUGUGGGGCAAAUUGCUGAAACCCAACCUGCAACCGGCCACUUUAUCCCCCAGAAAAAGAAUAUCUGUGUCCAAAAAACCGCUGAACUGUGAAAGAAGAAAAGAGCAGGGAACAACCUCCAGAUUCAUGCUAUGUUUUUGUGCCACCUUGAUAGAGACAGGUGCAUGUGCUCACUGUGUGCUGCCAGUACAGUCACUAACAAGGCAGAGAGCCCAGCGUGGCUUUAGCAAAGUUUGUCCUCAAUGUGUAAGAUUCUGAAAACCAGAUUCGUCGAAGGACCAACACUUGAUGUGGAAUACAUUUAGAAAAGAACAUGCAUGGAAAUCAAUACAGACAUUAAAAUAAAAUCAAUUUCACUCUUUUUUUCCCCCGCACUGUUAAAACCUGAGGUGUUUUAGCAUCAUUGUGCCACUGGAAACGCUAUACUCCCAGUGAGGACAGAACAGCACUUAGGAUACAUAAAAAUGCAUCAGAGGAAAUUCAAUUUCUGUCAAAGUAAUGUGAUAGAAAUGGACAAUGUCUGUAAUGCCUGGAAAACAAAUGGAUCUAAAUGGUAAAUAGCCACCAGAAAGUCUGGCAGAGGUCACAAUCAGAAAAGUGGUGCUUUUUAUACGGUGAAAACCACCUUAAACUAAUUUCACUGUUAUACAUCAGCGAUGGCACUUCAAGACCUUUUGUUUUGUAAUAAAAUGUGAGUUAAACUGAAAAGUGCAGAAUGUGACACACAGGCCUCAUGCAGAAUGUAUGAAAUAACCGUCUCUACAAGUGAUUUUAUUACAAAGGUCAUUUUCAGGGACCUAAAAAUGGACCGGUUUGAAUUUACUCUGAUACAGGCUUAAAGUGUGAAUUUCACAAUAAAUGACAUUAUUAUCAUUC
This is a messenger RNA of Solea solea (common sole), 2677 nucleotides long. RefSeq names its product beta-carotene 15, 15-dioxygenase 2, like (gene bco2l). The transcript is spliced from 12 exons. NCBI's taxonomy places the organism in Eukaryota, Metazoa, Chordata, Actinopteri, Pleuronectiformes, Soleidae. Gene Ontology annotation, cellular component: mitochondrion. The record is from RefSeq and is a predicted model, not a curated record. Gene Ontology annotation, molecular function: beta-carotene 15,15'-dioxygenase activity; carotenoid dioxygenase activity. The coding region runs from base 2 to 1783 and encodes 593 amino acids. Gene Ontology annotation, biological process: carotene catabolic process; retinal metabolic process.